This is a messenger RNA of Echinops telfairi (small Madagascar hedgehog), 423 nucleotides long. RefSeq names its product 60S ribosomal protein L28-like. Gene Ontology annotation, molecular function: structural constituent of ribosome. The transcript has a single exon. Gene Ontology annotation, biological process: translation. The annotation marks the transcript as partial. The record is from RefSeq and is a predicted model, not a curated record. NCBI's taxonomy places the organism in Eukaryota, Metazoa, Chordata, Mammalia, Afrosoricida, Tenrecidae. Gene Ontology annotation, cellular component: ribosome; cytosolic large ribosomal subunit.
CAUCUGCAAUGGAUGGUCGUGCGGAACUGCUCCAGUUUCCUGAUCAAGAGGAACAAGCAGAAGUACAGCACCGAGCCCAAUAACCUAAAAGCCCGCAACUCCUUCCGCUACAACGGGCUGAUACACCGCAAGACGGUCGAGCCCGCUGCCGACGGCAAGGGGGUUGUGGUGGUCCUGAAGCGGAGGUCAGGCCAGCGGAAGCCUACCACCUCCUAUGUCCGAACCACCAUUAACAAGAAUGCCCGGGCCACACUCAGCAGCAUCCAGCACAUGAUCCGCAAGAACAAGUACCGCCCUGACCUUCGCAUGGCUGCUAUCCGCAGAGCCAGGGACAUCCUACGAAGCCAGAAGCCUGUGAUGGUGAAGAGGAAGCGGACUCGCCCCCCCCAAGAGCUCCUGAGCACCCCUCGCCCAGAGCAAUAA